This is a messenger RNA of Medioppia subpectinata, 606 nucleotides long. The record is from the annotation of a GenBank genome assembly. Lineage: Eukaryota; Metazoa; Arthropoda; Arachnida; Sarcoptiformes; Oppiidae.
AUGGCAAACAUGUUGAAACUAUUACGGCUCCCGACGGCCACCACCGCCGCCGCCAACACCGGCACCCUAUUGGCGGCCAAACACGUGCCGAACACGUGGUCGGCCGCUGGCCUGAGUUAUGGUCCGAUUGGUUGCGAUCAGCCCAACGACAACCACCGCCGCCACCACCUGUACCGGUGCGCCGAUCGUCGCCAACCAGUUCUGGCCACCACUGGUGGCCUACACUACUCGCAGCGCCGCUCGAUGGCCAAGAAGUGGUUCCCCGACAAGCAAUACAUGGAUGAGUUCGCCGGCGAUACCAUCGCCUAUAAGGACAGCAAAUGUCUGGUUCCGGACGACUCGACCCGUUGGGAGGGCUGGGAAGACGUACACAUGGACUCCCGACCCAUGGAGAGACACGUGCGUAAUGUUGUGCUCAACUUCGGACCCCAACAUCCGGCCGCUCACGGAGUGCUCCGAUUGGUGCUCGAGUUGAAGGGAGAGCUGGUGUUGAGGGCCGACCCGCACAUCGGUCUCCUCCAUAGGGCCACUGAGAAGCUAAUGGAGUACAAGACGUACACUCAGGCCCUGCCAUACAUGGAUCGGUUGGACUACGUGUCGAUGAUG